CCGGCAACAUAAAGUCACGCACCCUAAUCAUUUUUCUACUGCUACACACGCACAAACACCCAAACACCCCAAAUGUCCACUGCCCAAGAACCGCCUAUAGACAACCGGGGACAACCGCCAUCCACUCUCCACCGCGCAAAAGUCAACGCCGCCUACCUCUUAUACGGCUCCAAAGCCGCCGUCGCCCCGGCUUCGCUUACCACGCGCUCCGCAUUAACGACCACUCGCUACGUCCUGCGCUAUGUGGUGAGGAGGUUACUGCGGUAUACCAAGUAUGCCCUGAUAGGCGGCUGUUUGGCCGCGGUCGGUGGCGGGGUGUUGGGCACGAUAGGGAGUGGUUUGGCUUUCUUUGCGGCGCCUAGUAUAGGUGUGGGUAUGGGCAUUGGGGUGAUCGCUGCGGUACUCAGGUUUGGCUGGCGUCAUCGCGGAAAUCAUUUAAGGGGAGGGAUAUGGGAAGGAUGGCAAGGCAUGAAGACACGGGCGCAGCAGGGUAAGGACGGAGCAGAAGACGAAGAACUCGACGCAACCUCGGCGGAAGAAGAAGAGCUCGAAGCGGAGAAUAGGGCUACAAGACGAGAUGUCUGGAUGAGAGUCUAGGUUUUUGUAUAUCCCCCCAAGAUGUAGCGAUUAGUCAAUCGAAAAAAUCCCGGGAAUCGCAUGAAUGAUCAACGGCUG
Cryptococcus deneoformans JEC21 is the source of this 675-nucleotide messenger RNA. RefSeq lists its product as hypothetical. The record is from RefSeq and is a predicted model, not a curated record. The transcript has 2 exons. The coding region runs from base 73 to 597 and encodes 174 amino acids. Lineage: Eukaryota; Fungi; Basidiomycota; Tremellomycetes; Tremellales; Cryptococcaceae.